ACUAACGCUUCUCUGAUCGCUUCGCCACCAAUCAGAUUUAUUACUAUUUUUAGUCUUUCAUUUUGUGCGAUGUUCUGAAGAACCUUGAGUCUACUUUCUGAUCCUGCACGGUUGUUUGGCUCUCCCUGGCUCCCCAACAAUAUUAUCACGAUGGCUGCUUCCAUCUACUGGUUCAAAUUGGCAUCUCUGUUCAUGUGUUACUCUGAAAUGCGACUCGCUGCACAUGUUCGGAUGUCAAAGCAGUUUCCAUGUGAUGUUAAUUACUCGACUAAGGAUGAUGUCACUGUCAGUUGCAAUGGACGACAACUUAAAGAGAUUCCACACGGUAUCCCAAAGGACACAAAGUAUCUGCACUUAGAAGAAAACCACAUUGCUAACAUAUCCCAAAAGGCAUUUUGGGAUCUGCAAAACCUGACUCUACUCAGUCUUAAUUGGAUGAACAAAAAUUAUCACACAACACACACUGCUGAUGGUGCUUUUAUGAACUUGAUCAACCUCCAGGAAUUAAGGAUGAAUGGUAACGGACUGAAACAGAUCCCUAAUCAACUCCCAACCACACUGGAAAUACUCAUGUUAGACAAUAAUAAGAUCAUUUCCUUAAAUAAGAGUAAACUCAGUGGUAUAAAGAACAUAAUUAAAUUAUUUGUAUCUAAAAACUGUUUUUACGGGAAUCCAUGUGGAACAACAUCUUCUAUAUAUUAUGGAACAUUCUCUGAAUUGACUGACCUGCAGGAAUUGAGUUUGAACGACAACAAUCUAACCCAGGUUCCACAAGGACUGCCCAAAUCCCUGCAGAAACUGCAGCUUGCUUCAAACAAAAUACAAUACAUUUCUAGAGAUGAUUUCCAUAAUCUAACCAAUUUAAGGGUCCUUAGAUUACAGGGCAACUGCCCGAGAUGUAAAAAUGCCCCAUACCCCUGUGUGCCAUGCCCCAACAUUUCCCUGGAGAUCCACCCUGAUGCAUUUCAUGACCUUACAAAUCUAGAGACCCUACAGCUUGCAGGGAACUCACUUAAAAUUGUCCACAGCUCUUGGUUUAAGAGUCUGACUAAUCUUAAAGACCUUUUCCUUUCAUACAAUUUACUAUCAGCGGCCAUCUCUAAGGAUGUUUUUUUGAGUAAUCUACCAAACCUAGAAAGAUUGGACAUUUCAUUUAACUUUCAACCAGGUAUUUACCCUAAAACUAUACAUCUUUCAAAACAAUUUUCUACAUUUGUGUCACUUAAAACAUUACACAUAGAGGGUCUUGUUUUCAGGGAAAUCAAUGAUAAGUCAUUGGAACACCUUUAUGGGCUGAGAAAUCUAUCUGUGUUGAACGUUGGAACUAACUUCAUUGUCAGUUGCGAUUCCACGAUAUUUUCUAAAUUCUCAGAUCUGAGACUUAUUUACCUUUCAGAAAACAGGAUUUACCCAGUUACGGUGAGCGGCUCAUCACGUUAUAACUCAGGACGAAUCUCUGAAUCUGUUUCGUUUACACCACCUCUAUUAGAAUAUCAGUCAAAUCAAAAGGAACGUUCGUAUGAGAUAACUCACAGUUUUGUAAAACAAGAGUGUUAUGACUCUGGCCGUGUAUUGUCCCUCAGUUCAAAUAAUCUGUUUUUCAUUUCUCCAAAACAAUUUGAACCUUACAAGGACAUUGCAUGCCUUAACUUAUCAAGAAAUGGAUUUGCAGCUGCACCAAAUGGAUCAGAGUUUAAAUCGCUACCAGACCUAAAGUAUCUAGAUUUAUCCUUCAACAAAAUUGAUCUAGCCUAUGACAAUGCCUUUAGUGAAUUAAAGAAACUGGAGGUCAUAGAUUUAAGCUACAAUCCACAUUAUUUCACUGUUUCUGGAGUGACACAUAACCUAAACUUUUUAGAAAAUCUUCCAGCUUUAAGAGUAUUAAAUUUGAGUCACAAUAAUAUAUUUACAUUAACUACUAAGAAGAUGAAAAGCACAUCAUUGAGGGAGCUUCAAUUCGUAAAAAAUAAUCUAGGAACGCUCUGGAAAGAUGAAUCAUACUACAAACUUUUCCAAAAUCUUGUACAUUUAACAUAUCUGGAUAUAUCUUUUAAUUUUAUUUCAAGUAUACCAAACAAAGUGUUUAUACAUUUACCAAGUAACAUUACAAAACUAAGUUUAAGUCAUAAUUCACUAAAGGAAUUUCAGUGGCAUGAAUUGAAACAUUUCAAAGAACUUCGUGAAAUAAACAUAAGCUUCAAUUCUUUAGAUUAUGUGUCAGCAGAGCUUUCAAAAUUCACACAAACACUUCAGUUACUUGACCUGAGCUUCAAUAACAUUGCACAACUCUCAGAUGGAUUUUUAAAGGGUGCUAAAAGCCUCACGACACUUGACCUCAGCCACAACCAACUGACUCUGAUAAACCAGACAACUUUUUUAUCAAGUCCUGAAAAUUACCUGAAAAUCUUGUACUUGCAGGGUAAUCCUUUCCAAUGCACUUGUGAUUUAUUAGAGUUCAUCCUGUGGAUUGACAACAAUGAUGUUAAAAUCCCUAGACUUCCUAUUGAUGUCACAUGUUCCAUGCCAGCUGAAAGAAAAGGUGAAAAGGUCAUUUUCUUUGACAUACAGGAGUGUGUAAACGACAAUAUCGCUUUUUUGAUUUACUUCCUCUCGACAUCCAUAAUCCUUUUAACAAUGAUAAUGGGAAUAACGACACAUGUCUUUUACUGGGACGCCUCCUACUUUCUGCAUUAUCUGAAAGCUAAAUUGAAAGGCUACUACCCCUUGACCUCAACAGACAGUGCAUAUGAGGCUUUUAUUGCAUACGACACCAGCGACCCACAAGUUUCAGAGUGGGUUAUGAAUCACUUGCGAGUGCACCUUGAAGAGAGCGGAGAAAAACAUUUGCCUCUUUGUCUGGAGAACCGAGACUGGAUCCCUGGAACCCCGCUGUUAGACAACCUCUACACGAGCAUCCGGCAAAGCCGCAAGACCGUGUUUGUUCUAACUGAGACCUAUGUUACGAGUGGUGCCUUCAAGAUGGCCAUCUACCUGGCCCACCAGAGACUGCUGGACGAGAACGUGGACGUGACUGUGCUUCUGCUCCUGGAGCCUGUGUUACAGUACUCUCCCUUUCUGCGUCUCAGGAGGAGGCUGUGUGGGAGCAGUGUGUUAGAGUGGCCAAGGGCUGCCGCUGCAGAACCCUGGUUCUGGCAGUGCCUGAGGAAUGCUAUUAGGGUAGACAACCAGGUCAUGUACAGCAAUAGCUACUCUAGGUACUUCAGCCAGACAGAGGAGCAUUAGCCAUGACAUGGCAGGGACUGAGGUUGUGAAGAGGCUUCCUCUGAUUAACAUACCAUUGUUACACUUUUGCAUGUCCUUUUUUACUGUCAAAAUUCAGUUUUAGCGCUGUGUUUUGAAAUGUUCUCAUUUUCCUGAUACCUCAAACGUUUUAUUUUGUUAUCAAACUAUUUCACUUUUUUAUUUGAAGUAAUAAUGUAUUUCCAGUAUGUUCAAAUUCUAAUCUGCCCAUAUCUGUCAAUAUCCAAUAAUUGAUCAAACAUGCCUAAAUAAAUAUUUUUUCAAUUGUA
Molecule: messenger RNA, 3530 nt
Organism: Hypomesus transpacificus
Lineage: Eukaryota; Metazoa; Chordata; Actinopteri; Osmeriformes; Osmeridae
Product: toll-like receptor 8
Exons: 2
Coding region: 151-3243 (1030 amino acids)
Biological process (GO): toll-like receptor signaling pathway; defense response to virus; canonical NF-kappaB signal transduction
Cellular component (GO): plasma membrane
Molecular function (GO): pattern recognition receptor activity; protein binding
Source: RefSeq, a predicted model, not a curated record